AUGGGCGCGGCGUGGGGGCGGCGGGCGCUGCGGGCCGGGCUGGCGCUGGGCGCGCUGGCGCUGGUGCUGCAGGGGCUGCGCGGGUGGCUGGCGGCCAAGCGGUACGAGUUCAGCCCCGCCGAGAUCGCACAGCUCGCCCGGCACCACGCGGGGCUGGACCAUGAGCUGGCUUUCUCCAAGAUCAUUGUGGAGCUGCGAAAGAAGCACCCAGGCCACAUUCUGCCAGAUGAGGACCUGCAGUGGGUGUUUGUGAAUGCAGGUGGCUGGAUGGGCUCCAUGUGCCUGCUCCAUGCCUCGCUCACCGAGUAUGUGCUGCUCUUCGGGACCGCUGUUGACACUGGGGGACACUCGGGUCGCUACUGGGCAGAUAUUUCUGACACCAUCAUCUCGGGGACAUUCCGGCAGUGGAAGGAGGGGACCACCAGAAGUGAGAUCUACUAUCCAGGGGACACCAUCGUGCACCAGGCGGGAGAGGCCACGUCAGUGCAGUGGAGCGCAGGCACCUGGAUGGUGGAGUACGGCCGGGGCUUCAUCCCCUCCACACUCGCCUUCGCCCUGGCUGACACCCUCUUCAGCACUCAGGACUUUGUCACCCUCUUCUACACCCUGCGUGUCUACACAAAGGGCCUGCUCCUGGAAGCAAAUGCCUUCUUCAGCACCUUUGGGUGCUGAGCCCAUCUCGCCAGGGCACCCUGCUGAGCCCAGUUGGCUCCUUUCCUCCCAGCCAUUUUCUCUUCCUCCCCAAGCCCUGGUUCUAGCAGAGGCAGCAGGAGAUCCCCUGUGCCUUCCCCAAAUUGUUCUGUCCUUUCCCCACAGGCCAACAGAGUGCCAGGACAGAGGGACCUCGGCAGUCACAGCAACACAGAACGUCAGUUCUCUUUACUAUUUGCCUGUCCCUCCUUUCUGUCAGAGUCACGUCCUGCUUUUCCAUCCCUCAGGGCUGGAGUGGCCUUGCAGUGUACAAACACCCCUAUGUGUCCUCAGCAUGCAGUGGGAGAGAAGCUGGAGCUGGCUAUCCCUGGGCCCCAAAAGAUUUCCUCAGCUCCUGAGACAUCAGGGGA
Molecule: messenger RNA, 1061 nt
Organism: Cinclus cinclus
Lineage: Eukaryota; Metazoa; Chordata; Aves; Passeriformes; Cinclidae
Gene: SIGMAR1
Product: sigma non-opioid intracellular receptor 1
Exons: 4
Coding region: 1-672 (223 amino acids)
Cellular component (GO): endoplasmic reticulum
Source: RefSeq, a predicted model, not a curated record